AUGGCGCAGAAGCGAAAGAGCAUCGACGUCGUCGAGGACUGCGGCGGCCACGCGCCCGCCGCCAGGCGGUGUGCGAACGGGUGCGGGUACUUCGGCAACGCCGCGACCGGCGGCAUGUGCUCCAAGUGCUACCGCAAGCACGCCGCCGCCGGCGCCACGGCGACGUCUACCUCUACCACCACCGCUGACAAGAAGACGACGACGGCGCAGGCUGUUUCCGAGACGCCGGCGCCGGCGGAGAAGAAGGCCAAGAUCGCGUGCGCCGUCGCGUCGUCGUCCCCUGGCGGCGGCGUCGACAAUGCAGGCGCGGCCCGGGCUCCGUCCACGGAGCCGCAGCCGGUGAAGCAGACUGCGAACCGGUGCUCGGCGUGCCGCAAGAAAGUGGGCCUGCUGGGGUUCCGGUGCUGCUGCGGGGAAACCUUCUGCGGCGCGCACCGGUACGCGGAGAAGCACGCCUGCGGCUACGACUACAAAAGCGCCGGCCGCGAGCGGAUCGCCAAGAACAACCCGGUCGUCGUCGCCGACAAGAUCGCCAAGAUUUGA
Molecule: messenger RNA, 543 nt
Organism: Sorghum bicolor (sorghum)
Lineage: Eukaryota; Viridiplantae; Streptophyta; Magnoliopsida; Poales; Poaceae
Product: zinc finger A20 and AN1 domain-containing stress-associated protein 7
Exons: 1
Coding region: 1-543 (180 amino acids)
Molecular function (GO): DNA binding; zinc ion binding
Source: RefSeq, a predicted model, not a curated record